Nicrophorus vespilloides is the source of this 1835-nucleotide messenger RNA. RefSeq names its product synapse-associated protein of 47 kDa (gene Sap47). Gene Ontology annotation, cellular component: synapse; cytoplasm. Bases 423 to 1646 code for a protein of 407 amino acids. The transcript has 8 exons. Lineage: Eukaryota; Metazoa; Arthropoda; Insecta; Coleoptera; Silphidae. The record is from RefSeq and is a predicted model, not a curated record.
UUUUUCCCCGUUUCGGGCUGGGCCAAGUCGAGCGCCACUCGGCGGCUCGAGAUGGGGUCAGGAUGGUGUGGGGUGGCAAAUUUUAGGGGGUGUUUUCCCCCAUUUGGCAACACGGAGCAUCGAGCGGCGCACAAAACCUAUUUCCACAUCGUGUGUCCUUGGCGCUUGGCGCACGGAGAGAGAGAGCACACGGUCGUUUUUAGAAGUUGCAGUGAACGCAGUGAACGUCGUCGCCUUUGGUCUGCUAUACAUUAUAUAUACCAGUAUCUACCAAAAGCGAAUUCGUCGAAGUGCCGUGCAAUAUGUUGGCCCAAUAGAAUAACCACCUAGAUUGAGCAAACCGCAUCUCCGAAGAGACAGUCUGCACUAAAUCCUAUCCAGCUCAUCCAUAUUAUCCCCUAAAAACCUAAAAAAACAAUAAAAUGUUCUCGGGACUAACGAAUCAGGUCAGUUCUUGGAUGGGCUCUGCCAAGGGAGAGCAAGAGGAGAAGGUUCCCACGCCAACGGAAAACAUCGCCACCGUUGAAGCCGAAUUCGAGAAAAAGGAGACAUACAGUCCUACAAAACCGGGAAAGCUGGAAAUGUUCUCCAACGUGAAAAACCAAAUCGAGGGAAUCGGAGGGUGGUUGGGAUCCAGCAUCCCUAAGCUCAGGAAGGGAGAGGGUGAGGCCCAGCAGCCUGCACAGGAGGAUGUCCCUACUGCGUCCGAUGUUUCUUUAGCCGACAAUUCUAAGGGCUUUGCUGCUCAGAAGACCGACGACGACGACAAUUCCAGGCUUUUCAGUGCAACUGGUGGGGCCGAUUCCGGUCCCGGAUCGGCGGCCGAUUCCCCAGUUGAGGAGGUCAAGGAAGGACAGUUUGGAAACGUUCAAAGCAAGGCUUUGGCCGGCGCCAAAUCUUUUGGAAGUUUCAUCUACUCGGCUGUUAACAAAGCCGGGAAAACUGUAAGCGAGGCCAGCGCCAAGAUUAAGGAAACUGUUGAAAAAAAUACCAUUUUGGGUGAUUUCAACAAGGAGCAGGAAGCGUUUUCCAAGAACCAAACCGGUGGCUCCUCUAACGCUCUACCGCCGUGGAACGGCUGCGCCAACGAGGAGGCUCUAAAGGAGGAGUGUUUGACUCUCUCCACCGAUAAGAGAAACUUUGUCAGAAGUCCUCCCGCUGGAGUCGACUUCCACUUCGACUAUGACAUUUCCUAUCCGGUUGCCAUGGCCAUCAUGGAGAUGGAUCCGAACUUGGAGAAGAUGCGCUACGAUCUUGUUCCCAAAUUGAUAACUGAAGAAAAUUUCUGGAGGAACUACUUCUAUCGCGUGAGCCUAAUUUGCCAGGCCAACGAGUUGACAUUUAUGCCACGAGAAGGCGACAACCAGUCUGGUGAGAGUGCUUGCGAUCAACCUUUAGAUGCAAAAUCGAAUGAAUUUAUUUCCGACACGUUGCAAGCGUCAAAACAAGAUAUAGAUGAGGUUAGAGAAGGCAUGAAAAAGUUAGCGCUUGGUCCCAAGAACGCUGAAGGAUGGGAGGAGGAGCUGGAGGCCGAACUUCGGGAUUACGAAGUUGUCGGGGAGAAUAAGUAUUCAGCGACCAGAAACGUGAAUUGGCAAGAGGAUAUCGAUGAUAUUUUGGACGAGAAAGAGAAAGACCUCAAGUAAAUGCGCCCACUGUUCUUCUUCUAUAUCCCUUAAGGGCCUAAUACGAAGCGCGCCCAUUUAUACAAUUUUUUGUUAUAUAUUUUCUAUUGUUUAAUUAUAAGAUAUUUAUUGUUAGAUUUGUAUUCAGUGUACAAGACGGACUGAUUUUUGUUUCUUUACAUAUGGGACUUACUUAGCUUUAAAGUCAAU